CGGCCCCUGGCUAGGGCUGUGGUCCCACCACAGCGAGGGGUGCGUGGCACCGCUGGGGGUGUGCACAGAGUUGUUGCUCCCCAGGAUGUGGCCUCCUCCCAGCUUGCGCUUGCUCUGGGAGCUGACGGCCGUAUUUAUGGAUUGGGUGGUUAACCAGCCGUUUUGGCCAAGUGUCCCAAAGGCCUCAGAGCCUGUGGCUUGGACACGUUGCACACACGUCUCGGGGGCUGCAGAUUGGCAGCCUGGGUGGGAUGUGGCUUGGUGGAGUGGGCUGCCUUGGCCUGUGAUGGGAGGGAGCCACGAGCCCCCUGGGCCAUGACCCCCAGCAAUGGACACAAGCCUCUCCUCAACCACAAGCCCCCCUGGCCAUGGUCUCCCCCUAGCCACGGGGCCCCCCAUCUGCUUCCCCACCACCCACCCACGACUGGGAAACCCGACCGUGAGCGGGCAGGGGGCACAGGGGAUGCCCAGGAGCAUCCUCAGACAUGAGGUACCGGUGGUGUCCCCCGGCCGUGGGCUGUGCUGUGUGCUGUUUACCGAUAUCGGCUUUAUUUAAAGAAACCCAACCCAAACCCGCCCCCGGGGCUCGCAGCGGCGGCGGGGCCGGGCAGGGGCGGGGGCGGGGGUGCGCUGAGAGCGGCGGGUCCCAGCCCGCCCCUUCCCCGCCCGCCGCCGCCAUGGGCACCGCGGGGCCGCUCUGCGCCCUGCUCCUGCUGCUGGGCACCGGGACCGGCACCGGCACCGGGACCGGCCCGGCCCCCCCGCGGGUGCUGCUUGCCCUCCUGGCCCGCAACGCGCAGCACUCGCUACCGCACUUUCUGGGAGCCCUGGAGCGCCUGGACUAUCCCGCGGGGAGCAUCGCCCUGUGGUGUGCGACAGACCACAACUCUGACAACACCACAGCGAUGCUGCAGGAGUGGCUGGGGGCGGUGGGGAAGGACUAUCACUCAGUGGUCUUGAAGGUGCAGGAGGAGCCCAGCUCCUACUCUGAUGAGCUCGGGCCCAAGCACUGGAGUGACAAACGCUACGAAAACGUGAUGAGGCUGAAGCAGGAGGCUCUCACCUAUGCCCGGGAGCAGCAGACAGACUACAUCCUGUUCAUGGACACCGACAGCAUCCUGACCAACAACCAGACCCUCAAGUUUCUGAUGGCGCAGAACAAGUCAGUGGUAGCCCCCAUGCUGGACUCACAGACCUUCUACUCCAACUUCUGGUGCGGCAUCACGCCCCAGGGGUACUACCGCCGGACAGCCGACUACUUCCCCACCAAGAACCGGCAGCGGGUGGGCUGCUUCUCCGUCCCCAUGGUCUACGCCACCUUCCUAAUCGACCUGCGGAAGGAGGAGACCUCGCGGUUGGCGUUCUACCCACCCCAUCCCAACUACACCUGGGCCUUUGAUGAUAUCAUCGUCUUCGCCUACUCUUGCCAGGCAGCUGGUGCAGAGGUCUAUGUGUGCAACCAGCACCGCUUCGGCUACAUCAACGUCCCCGUGAAGGCCCACCAGACGCUGGAGGAUGAACGUGCCAACUUUGUGCAUCUCACGCUGGAGGCCAUGGUGGAUGGCCCCCCCAUGCAGCGCUCCAGACACAUUUCCCUCCUCCCCAAGCCGCUCACGAAAAUGGGCUUUGAUGAAAUCUUCCUCAUCAACCUGGUGCGGAGGCCGGACCGGCGCCGACGGAUGCUGGUGUCCCUGCAGGAGCUGGAGAUCGCCCCACGGGUGGUGGAUGCUGUGGACGGGAGCACCCUCAACAGCAGUGACAUCAAGGUGCUGGGGGUGGACCUGCUCCCCGGGUACUACGAUCCCUUCUCUGGCCGCACGCUCACCAAGGGCGAGGUCGGCUGCUUCCUCAGCCACUACAACAUCUGGAAGGAGAUUGUGUCCCGGGGGCUGGAGCGGUCGGUGGUCUUUGAGGACGAUGUGCGCUUCGAGGCCGCCUUCCCGGCACGGCUGCAGCGGCUGAUGGAGGAGCUGGAGGGGGCACAGCGGGACUGGGACCUCAUCUACCUUGGGAGGAAGCAGGUGAAUGAGGAGGAUGAGGCGCCCGUGGAGGGUGUGCGGAACCUGGUGGUGGCUGGAUACUCGUACUGGACACUGGCCUACGCCAUCUCCCGCCGCGGGGCACAGAAGCUGCUGGCCGCUGAGCCCCUCUCCAAAAUGCUGCCGGUGGACGAGUUCCUGCCCAUCAUGUACGACAAGCACCCCAAUGAGGAUUACAAGCGGCACUUUGCACCCCGGGACCUGCUGGUGUUUUCGGCUCAUCCCCUCCUGGUUCAACCCACCCACUACGCUGGGGACAGCAACUGGCUGAGUGACACGGAGACCUCCACCAUCUGGGACGACGAUGCCAAGAAGACCGACUGGGCUGGCUCACAGAAGACCCUGAGGGACUCGCGGGGCGGUGCCGGCCACCUCCGCUCCACCGCCCACGACGAGCUCUGAGGGGACCAGGGAUCGUGACCCGGCUGGCAGCACUGCAGGCCAGUGGCCUGAUCCUGCUUGAGAGACGCAGCCGCCCUGGCUGGAUCCCCCCAGGAUCCUUCAGAUCCACGUGUGUUGAAUCCACCCACGGCAGGAUCUGUCCUUGCCCUGCCUGGCAGAGGGACCAGGGGAGCGCUGUGCUCUGUCUCUGCAGAGGACAUGUCUCCAGGACCGCCCUGAGUGAUGCCAACUCCACCAUCUCCCACCGGUUUGGACUUUGGGCAGCGCUUUUCAUGCCAGGGACUAGCUCCUGUGGUGCUAUAUGUGGCUUCUUGCCACCAAUGGGGAAUUGUCCCUCGCCUGUGCCAUGUCUGGGCUGAAGUUCAGGGAGGAUUAAAGCAGACUGUGUUUGA
Messenger RNA from Columba livia (rock pigeon), 2833 nucleotides. RefSeq names its product cerebral endothelial cell adhesion molecule (gene CERCAM). NCBI's taxonomy places the organism in Eukaryota, Metazoa, Chordata, Aves, Columbiformes, Columbidae. Bases 486 to 2441 code for a protein of 651 amino acids. The record is from RefSeq and is a predicted model, not a curated record. The transcript has 13 exons.